GGGCGCCACUACCGAUUGUAGGCAUCACUGCCUCUUGCACUAGUCCAGCGGGCGCCAUAUCCGUAGUUUCUUGAGCGCACGAGCAGGGAUCGCCUAGUGUUGUCGGCGCCAUUGGUCCGCUGCGGUGGAACGCGGUUCGCGCGCUGAAUGCGGAGCAGUUCCGCUGCGAGGUUGUGCGCUCCAGUGUGAGUCUAAUGCCAGAUUCCGCGCAAGGGUUGACUUUGGCGUUGACUUUCAUGAUCUUCGGGACUGAGGGUUGUCGUCGUGACUCCCGGAGACCGUCUUGGAUCUUGGAGUUGUCGGGAUUCUAGCGCGUGUGUUUGGUUUAAACUCUGGAGGUUGGCUCAGGCCGGGCUGUUGGGUAUCGGAGUCCGACGGCGGUCUUCACUUUUGGUCAAUUGCGCGUCAGGUUUGACUCUCGGGUUGACUCUCAUCCACAGCUUUCAGGAUACGAGUUUGACUUGAGGUUUCUGUGGACGAGUUCGACUUCGAUCACGUAUUUGUGUUGACGUCACUAACGUGGCAUUGGAGUUGAGUUGAUACCCGAGUUCGCCUUUGGUCAAGUUUGAGGCGGACACAAUUUUGACGAGGUGUAGUUGCGUGAGGAGAGGAGUGGGGGAGGGGGGGGGAGGAGAGACGGGGGGGGGGGGGGGGGGGGGGGGGGGGGGUGACGAAUCCGUAGAAGGGCGUUUGCUUUAUGAGUGACAAGCAGAGGACGGGUGAGAAAGCGGGGCGGGAAGGAGGAGGGGGUCCUCCACCCGAUCCCGAGCCUGAUCGGGAUAUCUUUGUCGUUUUGUUGGCGCUCAGAACCGCUACGAAGAUGGCCUCAAUGAUGCUCAAUGCUGCACAGAAGGGCCAGGAGAUGGUCGAGGGAGCGUCGAGGUAUGUCUCGAUGACUAUAGAGAGCAUUAUGCCUGAUCCCUUCAGCAGAUGGUUGACUCGAUUUCGGCAGAUGACUUAUUUUCAAUGGUUCCUGCUUGCUGUGAUGGGCCUGUUUUUGGCGGUAAUUACCCCCCCCGCUUUGAUCUUGUUAGGCUUGUUUUCCGCGGUGGCUCUGCCGGUGACUGCCGUCACUUCCCCCUUUUGGGGCCCUGUGGCUGUGGUGCUGUUGGCGCUCACUUUCCCUCUCUGGAGUCCUGCUUUGGCGGGAUUGGCUGUCUUUCAGUGGACGAAGGAGCGAUUGACCAAGCUGGAGGGUCACCUGCCUAAGCCCGCGAGAGGGGUGAUCGGCUGGUUCAGAGGCAUGAGUCGGAUGAAGCAGGGGUUGGCGCUCUUCGCCCUGGCCGCUGCCACCGUCCUCGGCAUCGGCGCGCUCCUGGUUGUCGGGACCCCCGUCGUCGUUAUUGGCGGGGGGCUGCUGCUCUUUUUCUCGCCUGUCAUUCUGUUGACGGCACCGCUGUGGAUUCCGGUCGUGCUCUUCUUCCUCGCCGUCGCCGCAGUGGUGUUGGGCGGCGGCGGCUUCCUCCUGGCCAUGGCGGUGAGCGCCUACUGGCUUUAUCGGUAUUACCGAGGGCCGAUGCCGCUUGGGGGAGAGUCGGUCUACAAGUUGCAACGUAAGAUGGGGGGGAUGCUGGACCGCACUAGGCAGACGAUCACGGGGAAGGCCGUUUAAGUUUUCCCAGACUGUUCGGCAGAAGACAGGGUAAUGCGGGCUGGCAUGCAUGAAAUAGGCGGGGUUGUGUUUCGGGACGGGAGAAUUACUGCGGCGCUGCACAGUGAUAUUCUGACCAGGAGGGUCGAAGGGUCUAAUAAAGGGGGGGUGUUGCUUAGGGGUCAAUGCGAAAGGAGUAAUGUCAAAGAUGGAGAGAAUUUGACAGGGGUUGACGAAGUUUAAAGGGGGGUUUGCCGCAGUGCGGCUGGACUCAACCGUCGCUGUGGGGUUGGCAGCCCCUGCAUCAGAUCCUGCUGACUUGUAUCGUCGUACACGUAACUCACCGACGCAGAUGACAAAUCGACCGACGCACGUGAGUCACCGACGCAGAUGACAAAUCGACCUACGCACGUAACGACCGACGCAGAUGACAAAACGACCGACGCAGAUGACAAAACGACCGACGCAGAUGACAAAUGGACCGACUCAGAUGACAAAUCGACCGACGCAGAUGACAAAUCGACCGCCGCAGAUGACAAACGGACAGUGACCGUAGACGGUCGAUUUUUUAGGGUGGGGGAAAAAAAUGGCUCUACAGCCUCUUCAGUCUAGACUGGGUAGGGAUUUGUGGUGGAGCGUGAAAUUGCCGUGAAUCUUGAUUUAAUGCCCGCAUGGUAGCGUCCGUACGUUUGACGCUCAAAGUCAGUCUGCGUCAAAGUCAGUCUGCGAUUAAGUCAGUCUGGUGUUAAUCUUACCGGUGGUUCAUUGGUUCAUAGUUGGUCAAGCAGUGUGGUCAACCGUGGAGAGCGUGAAUGUUGACGUUGAUGGCAGCAUGCUUAUCACGUCUUCUUAGACGUUUUAACUGUGAAUCUUCCUUGACGUUUAACUAGAGUUAAUCUGACGGGCGGGUUUUUAGUUCGGUAAAUUCAGUGUUGUUAGCCGUGGCGCUGUUUUACGGGUAUAGUGAGUCACACCUAUCGCAGUAAAGUUCUGCUAGCUAUGCAGCUCAGUGAAAAUGAAUUACCAUCAGGUGACGGUGUAGGUUAGCCAAGUUUCAGUGAGUAAGACUGAAGUGUUCGAAGCUCGGUGAAAAGAGGAUUAUCACCCGGUAGCGGUUUAGUUUUACUGUACAACGCAUUGCGAAACGUAACGGUAUAAGUGCGGUGAGUUUGUUGGUAAGGGCCUCACCGGUCAUCGAAGUAACUGGGGUAGAGAGCAUUCCACGUGACGGUCGGGCUUGUUGGUGCGGAGAGAAUUUGAUUAAUCGACUUCUCCUUGAUGAGGAGAUUGAGAAACGUGCGAUCGUAGAAGUCGUGCCUAUUGCAUGAAACUUGCUAAGAGUGCCGACGGUGGAGGAGAGGGAUGUUGCUGUGCAAAAAGUACCCGUGCAUGAAUCUUGACGGAAAUGCCGGCGAUGGAGGAGAUGGAUAUUGCUGUACAAAAUGUACUCGUGCAUGAAUCUUGACGGAAAUGCCGRCGAUGGAGGAGAUGGAUGUUGCUGUACAAAAUGUACCCGUGCAUGAAUCUUGACGGAAAUGCCGGCGAUGGAGGAGAUGGAUGUUGYUGUAGAAAAUGUACCCGUUGCGUUUUGGACGGGUGUGUGUUACAACUAUGGCGGCUUUAGAGGCUGACGAGGGAUGAUCGCCGGGCUUCAACAAUAUAGAGGGGUGCUCGAAGAAGCAAAAAUAGUGAUUAGAAAGGGGUCUUUUAAGUCGGAAUCGUCGGAGAUGUAAGUGGCUAAUAGCUACUGGCUGUUAAUAAUAAAAAAGUUGCUUCAUUCCUAAUGCGGAAAUUCUUGACUUCAAUAAGUAAUUUGUUGUUGCGUCUCUCUGGGAAGUUCCGGGAAAUGAAAGAUGGUAUCACUUUGCGGGAGUAGUAUAGUCAGUGGUGCUUCUGGCGAGUUUACAUCGGUCAGUCGUGCUUCUGGUGCACUGAGUUCACAUCUGAUUCGUGGACAAUCGGGCCGUUAAAGAAAUAAAUAAAAGAGUUUCGAUUGA
Chara braunii is the source of this 3588-nucleotide messenger RNA. NCBI's taxonomy places the organism in Eukaryota, Viridiplantae, Streptophyta, Charophyceae, Charales, Characeae. The record is from the annotation of a GenBank genome assembly.